AUGUGCUGGCCCACAGCGCGUGACCACGUGGCCGCGCUGUACUGCCUCGGGCGCGCCGUGCGGGGGCUGUGCGCCGAGGGCCGGGGCGCGCCCGCCGCGCAGCACCAGCAGCAGCGCGCCCUGCACGCGGAGCCGACCUUCGCGGCCCUGCUGGCGGCCACGCUGGAGGCGGCCCCGCGCCUCAACGCCAAGGGUCUCUCGCGGGUCCUGCUCGCUCUCGGCGACACGCACGAGGACCUGCCCUUCGCCCACCUCUCCCUGCCGGACGCCUACACCCGGCUGGUCCUGGCCAUCUCCACGAGCGCCUCCGAGCGCCUCCUGGCGGGCUGGAGCGACGGGCUGGCCGGCGGGCCGUGCCCAGACGACCGCGACCUGGCCUUCCCUCUCUUCGCGCUGGCGCGGCUCGGCGUCUACCGGCCUCCCGUGUUCCGCGCCGCGUCCCGCCUGCUCGCCCGGAAGCUGGAGGAGCCGGGCGGGGGGCUGCCCGCGGAGUGCCUGCGGCAGUGGCUGCUGGCCUGCGGCGCGGUCGGGCACCGGCUGGCCCCCAGCGAGGAGCGGGCAGUCGCGCGCUGCCCGCCGAUCCACACCUGGCUGGAGUCCGACUCCAACCGGCUGCACCAGCUGGCGGGCGCCGCGGUCGUGCUGCGCAGGCCGGACCCGCUGCUGGCCGCCCUGGUGCGGGAGGUGAACGCGCGGCCGCCGGGGCAGAUCCAGGAGGCGAGCAGGGCGGAGGCGCUGUACGGCCUGCAGGCCAUGAGGCUGCUGGCCACCACGGGGGCUCUGCCGACGGAGGCGCGCCUGGACGCGGCCCUGGCGGAGAGGCUCGACGCCUGGCUGGAGGAGAAGAGCCGCCGCGUGCGCCGGCGCUCGCGCCUGGAGCGCGCGGUCGGAGCGGAGCUGGAGCGCGGCGGCUUCCAGCCGACCCCAGACGUCUCGGUUGGCCACGGGCUCAGCGCGGACUUCCGCUGCCUGCACCGGGGCCAGGCGUUCUACGUGGAGGUGGACGGGCCCUCGCACUACUGCGUCCGCCCCGUGGGCCAACCCCUGGGCCGCACGCUCCUCAAGCGGCGCCUGUUCGCAGCCCUCGGGCUGCCCCUGGUCCCGGUGCCGUACUGGGCCGCCGGGCUGCCCGGGGCGAGCAGGGCGGCGGAGCGGGGCGGCGUGGAGCCCCUCGACCUGAACGUGGGGGAGAUGGCCGAGGAGGCGCUGUCGCAGCUUGGCGCAGCGGGGGCGGCAUAG
Messenger RNA from Prorocentrum cordatum, 1239 nucleotides. NCBI's taxonomy places the organism in Eukaryota, Dinophyceae, Prorocentrales, Prorocentraceae. The record is from the annotation of a GenBank genome assembly.